CUGAGGUGACGCAUGCUCGGCGCUGUCAGGAAGUCGCUCUAACAUUUUCACCUAGUGUUCUUAUAAAGGUUGCUCUGGCCCUCAGGUGUCCCACCAAAUCCUCGCGCUGACUUCCCGGGCCUGGUCGCCCUCGAGUCUCCUGUCAGGAGAGUCUAGAACCAGCCACCACAAGCCGCCAUCCAUCAGGUCUGCUGGUUGGCUUCUGUUGCAUACUUUGUUUCUGCUUAUCUCACAUUCACAUGGCACUGCUGUCAUCGUCAUCGUAUAGACCAGAGGAAAUGAAAUAAAUACAAACAUGGAGGACAGUUUCAACACCAAAUCAUCAGCAUCUACCUUCACUCUUCAGAGUUCUUCAGAGACAAUGGUUUCUAUUCAGCUCCUCGAUUUCAGAACAAGUUUACUUGAAGCACUAGAAGAGCUGCGUAUGAGAAGGGAAGCAGAGACUCAAUAUGAAGAGCAUAUUGCUAAAAUUAUUAUGGAGACACAAGAACUGAAAUGGCAAAAGGAGACUCUUCAGAAUCAAAAGGAAGCAUUAAUAAAGGAACACAAAGAAGCAAUGGGAGUUUUUAAAAAUCAGCUGCAGGUGAAGGUGUAUGCCUUGGAAGAAGAAAAGGGAAAAUACAAACUUGCUGCAGAAAUCAAAGAAAAAGAAAUAGAUGGAUUAAAGGAAACAUUGAAAACAUUGCAGGUUUCUCAAUAUUCUUUACAGAAGAAAGUGAGUGAAAUGGAACAAAAGGCUCAUUUACACCAUCUAGCUAAAGAAGAUUAUCACAAGCAACUUAAUGAAAUUGAAAAAUACUAUGCUACAAUAACAAAUCAGUUUGGAUUGGUGAGAGAGAGUCAUGUAAAGUUAGAACAAAGUGUACAAGAAGCAAUACAGUUAAACAAAAGACUCUCCACCUUAAAUGAAAAACAAGAAUCUGAAAUUCACAGUUUAAAGAAGGAAUUAAAGAAAGCAGCUUCAGAGUUGAUUAAGUCCAAGGUCACAUAUCAGCAUAAGAUGGAGGAAGAGGGUAUAGAUCUAAUAAUUAAAGAACAAAAAUAUGAAGAGCUCCAAGAAAGACUCAACAUGGAAUUGGAAUUAAAUAAGAAAAUUAAUGAAGAGAUUACCCACAUUCAAGAAGAAAAGCAGGAUAUCAUCAUUUCUUUUCAACAUAUGCAGCAAUUACUUCAGCAAGAAACUCAAGCUAAUACUGAAAUCAAUGCAGAAUUGAAGAUGCUAAGAGAAAAUAAUCAGACCCUUGAAAGAGAUAAUGAGCUGCAAAGGGAGAAGGUAAAAGAAAAUGAAGAAAAGUUCCUUAAUCUUGAGAAGGAGCAUGAGAGAGCACUGGGAACUUGGAAGAAACAUGUUGAAGAGCUUACUGGAGAAAUGAAUGGGAUUAAAAGCGAGCUGUCAUCACUUAAGGAAAGUCAUGUUAAGUUGCAAGAACAUUACAACAAAUUAUGUGAACAGAAAAACAAUGAGGACUGUAAAAAGUUUCAGAAUGUUCCAGAACUAAAUAAUGAAAAUAGUGAUGAACUAUCCAGUAGAAUAUCAGAAAAUACCAUCACACAAAAGUACAAUUCUGGUCCAGAAAUAUGGGGAAAAAAUACAAAGACUUUUUGUUUGGAUACUGAAUACAGGGGGAAAAAAGAGGAAAACAAAGACCUACUAGUAGGAAAAACUGCAGAAGGUAACUGUACCAUCACAUCGACAAAGCACAUCCUGGGCCCAGAAGGUUUACAGCCUUUUGAAAAAAGUGCCAAAAGCGAAAUUCAUACUAUGGUAUCUCAGGACAGAAACCAAAGUGGAAUGUCCCCACACAAAGCCCUCUGCCUAGAUAAGGACGGAACCAAUCAAGAACAAACCUUGAGUGUUACUGACAAUAGAAAGUCAGUCACUGUAGAAGUAAAAGACAAGCUGUGCUUGGAAAAAGCCAGCGGAUGUUCACAAUUUAAAUCACGGAAUAAUUUAUUUUUAGUGGUAGAUGAAUCACUAGAAACAGAAACGAUAUGCCUAGAAGAGACUGAAGGGUUAGGUCUUCUCCACAGUGGUGUAGAUGUACCUCCAGACACUCAAAGUAACAAAGCAUCCUUUAAUGGCUUGUCAGGUGAGAUGGCUCACAAAAGAAACUAUAGCACAGAUGGUUCUGAAAGCAACCCAUUCAAACAGCAAUUCAAAUUGCUUCCAGCAGAUCUGGAAAACGCUACAGAGAAGGAAAUUACAAAUCAUGACCAAACCAAAGCAGGGUUAGAUUCAUUUCUAGAUAUAAAACUAAAUUUUGAUCCAUGUAAGAGACAUGGUUUACAGGAUUCAAGUAAUGUUAUGUUAGAUGUUAAGUACCAAAAGAUAAAGCAAACGUUAAGAGAAGAGAGCCAGUGCAGCAUAGAGCCCUGUUCUUGUUAUCAGGCAGCCAGUAAGGCUCCCCAGAAGCCUGGAGCCGCCGUUGCCAGUGCUGCAGUAAUCAGCGCACCCGGUCCAUCUGCUAGCUCUGGUAAUGAUUUGACAGUACCUAAGAAAUCAGAAAACAGUAGUAAGACUAUGCCAACAUCUGUGGAACCUGCCCCAAGCCCAGCAGAAAGAACUAUAAGGACAAAUAUAAAUGACAUACAAAACAGCCCACGUAAGAACCAUUUGGGAGCUUCAGAAAGCAGUGUGAGCACCUCAGACUUUCAUGUUAACCAAGGGGACAGUCAUGCUUCACAAGCCAAAGAUUUAAAAGCUGCAGUUUCCCUGACACCUUCCUCAGAAAAACAGCUUCCCAUUGAGAAUCAGAUAACUGAAGCUCCAAAAAGUGGCCUCUUUUCCUUGGUGGAUGUUAAGGAAAGACAGUGCAUGUUGCUAAAUAACAGAGAGAAAGCAGAGGCAUUAACCGGCAUCCUGUCAGGAAGAACGUGCUGUGAAGGUCAGCUGGAAGAAACACUUUUGUCUCAUGUAACUCCAUCUGCAGACUCAGUAAGCACAAGUGCAGGGUCAGCCUUUGGCCUUCCUACUGCAGGUAAACCUGAGAAAACUCCAGGCUACAUGAAGUUUGUAGCCCCUAGUCCUUGGCCAAAAGUAAAUCAAACUAAAACCGUGGACACUGUAACACCCAGCAUCCCUUUAUUGCUGAAGGAGAAACCAGUAGGUCUGUCAGAGAACAGAGUGUUUACUCCAGUGACUUUUUGUAAAAAUGUUGGUCUGGAUGACACUAGGAAAAACAUUGAGCCAGAUCCUGCCAGCAUUAGCAGAGUUGCUGACACCGUGAGUAACUCGAGCAUCUAUCUAGAUCCCAAGGGACAGCCCAGUGAAGAGAGGAAUGCAACUGCACAGACGGUUUAUGAUUCUUCUUUUCCCACAGAACAUGUGAAAGCAGAGUCUGUGAUUUCAACCGGGCAACAAAGCCAUCCCCAGACAGUCAGGGUUACAGACUCUCCUGAUCCACUCACCAUUUCUCCUGAUAACAAUGACUGGCAGAGCCUUGUGAUGAACCGACUAACUGAAAUUGAAAAGUUACUAAGCUUAGAAAACGACAACCAGCCCAAAAGAAGAAAAGUAGCAGAGAUGCUGGAUAAAGUAACUGAUUAAAUGUUGAUAAUGCUUUCAACAGUGAGGCUGAUACACUCGGGUGAAGGACUGUUCAUGUAAACUUUAUAGCUGUCUUCACUUCAUCUUUCUCUACUAUGAUGCCGACUCCAUCUUGUAUUUGCAGAGCUUGCUGUUAGCACCUAGGCACCUUUAACUUGUCUUCCCCCUUUCUUUUUAUUUCCUUCAAGCACUGUUUGUUAGUUCCUUUUUUGUUAUUGAUUAAAUUCAUUUAUUCACUUUACAUCUCAAUACCAGCCCCUUGUCCUCCCAGUAUCCCCUUGCACUCCCAGUAUCCCCUUGCACAGAUUCUUCCCACUCUACCUUUCCCUUCUCCUUUGAGGAGGUGAAGCCCCCUAUAGGUAUCACCCCAACAGCCCCCUAUUAGUUCCUUUCUUUAAAGAAUUCAAAUAUGAUUAAGACUAAGUGGCCCUUUGAAAUGUUACUUUUUCUAGAGUUUGUGAUACUCCUUAAAACUGAGAAAAUAAAUAGCCAGAUUAGUCAAAUUUUAGUUGAUAAUGUUUUACUAUGACUUAGAACUUUUUUUCUCAAAGAACAAAAUUAUUUGCAUAAAAAUUCAGGUAUCUGAAAGACUCAGAAGGCUAUUUUUCACUUUGUUCAAGUUCUGUUUCCAGGCAUUAAGGGUGUCGUAGAGUUGUUGCCACUGCUGUUUUCCAAAUGUCCGAUGUGUGCUGUGACUAAAAAUUAAAAACAAACUAUUAACCAAC
Mastomys coucha (southern multimammate mouse) is the source of this 4272-nucleotide messenger RNA. It is a transcript of the gene Ccdc73, whose product is annotated as coiled-coil domain containing 73. NCBI's taxonomy places the organism in Eukaryota, Metazoa, Chordata, Mammalia, Rodentia, Muridae. The transcript has 19 exons. The coding region runs from base 296 to 3547 and encodes 1083 amino acids. The record is from RefSeq and is a predicted model, not a curated record.